GCCGCCGCCGGCCGCCCUCCCUCCCUCAUGUCGUGGCUGUUCGGGCUGAACCGCGGCGCGGCCCCCGCGGGCGGCGGGGACGGAGCCCCCGGCGGCUCCGGUCUGUCCCUGCCGCCGGUCCCCGGCGGGGCUGGAGCGGCAGCGGGGAGCGCGGGCGGGGAGCGCCAGCAGCCCAAGGACAAAUGGAGCAACUUCGACCCCACGGGCCUGGAGCGGGCGGCCAAGGCGGCGCGGGAGCUCGAUGCGUCCCGCCAUGCCAAAGAUGCUCUUAGUCUCGCCCAGAUGCAAGAGCAGACCCUGCAGCUGGAACAGCAAACAAAGCUUAAGGAGUAUGAAGCUGCCAUAGAACAACUGAAGAAUGAGCAGAUACGGGUACAAGCAGAAGAGAGACGGAAGACACUCAGUGAAGAAACAAAACAGCAUCAAGCACGAGCCCAGUACCAGGACAAGUUGGCAAGACAGCGCUAUGAUGAGCAGAUGCGACAGCAGCAACUUGCUAAUGAAGAGAAUCUGAGGAAGCAGGAAGAAUCUGUACAGAAGCAGGAAGCCAUGAGGCGAGCUACCGUAGAGCGAGAGAUGGAGCUGCGGCACAAGAACGAGAUGCUGCGUGUGGAGGCGGAGGCGAGAGCCCGGGCCAAGGCGGAGCGGGAGAACGCGGACAUCAUUCGGGAGCAGAUCCGCCUCAAGGCUGCUGAGCAUCGCCAGACGGUGCUGGAGUCCCUCAAGACAGCUGGGAUGCUCUUUGGGGAAGGAUUCCGUGCUUUUGUAACAGACUGGGAUAAAGUUACAGCCACGGUGGCUGGCCUAACCCUGCUGGCAGUGGGGGUUUACUCUGCCAAGAAUGCCACAGCAGUAGCAGGGCGCUACAUAGAAGCACGGUUGGGCAAACCCUCCCUGGUGAGAGAAACCUCACGCAUCACUGUGCUAGAGGCACUGAAGCAUCCCCUCACGGUGGGGAAACGUCUUACCAGCAAGGCUCAGGAUGCCCUUGAAGGAGUUGUUCUCAGUCCACAGUUAGAAGCACGUGUGAGAGACAUUGCCAUAGCAACAAGAAAUACAAAAAAGAACAAAAGCCUAUACAGGAAUAUUCUUAUGUAUGGUCCUCCUGGCACUGGGAAGACGCUCUUUGCCAAGAAAUUAGCCGUGCACUCGGGCAUGGAUUAUGCCAUCAUGACGGGUGGCGAUGUUGCCCCCAUGGGGCGGGAAGGAGUCACUGCCAUGCAUAAACUCUUCGACUGGGCAAACACCAGUAGGCGAGGCCUCUUGCUGUUUGUGGAUGAAGCAGAUGCAUUUCUGCGGAAGAGGGCAACAGAGAAAAUCAGUGAAGAUCUCAGAGCAACUUUAAAUGCAUUCCUGCACAGAACAGGGCAGCACAGCAACAAGUUUAUGCUUGUUUUAGCAAGCAACCAGCCUGAGCAGUUUGACUGGGCCAUCAACGACCGGAUAGAUGAGAUGGUGAACUUCGAUCUGCCCCAGUUAGAAGAGCGGGAGCGGCUUGUGAGGAUGUAUUUUGAUCAGCAUGUCUUGAAGCCAGCCACAGAGGGCAAACAACGUUUGAAGCUGGCCCAGUUUGACUAUGGGAAGAAGUGCUCAGAGAUUGCCAGGUUGACAGAGGGCAUGUCUGGCCGGGAGAUCUCUCAGCUUGCUGUGGCAUGGCAGGCUGCAGCUUAUGCAUCAGAGGAUGGGGUUCUUACAGAGGCCAUGAUCGAUGCCCGGGUAGCUGAUGCUGUGCAGCAGCACAAACAGAAGAUGGAGUGGCUGAAAACAGAGGGUGCUGAAGCAAGCAAAGGGCCUGGCAGAAACCCCCUCCUGCCUUUCCCUAAGGGGACACCCGUGUGAGAAGGCUGCAGGCUUCAGACCAGCACAUGAGGGGCUGUGGCCAUGGGGGGAACCCGGGAGGGGCUUUGGGGCAAGGGUUUGGUGGAAUCAUUGGUGAGAGAAAUGUGUCCCUUGGGGCAAGGGGGGCACUGCCUUGGUCUGCCUCUGAUUCGUGGCUUUAAAGGGCACCAGAAACCAAAAGGGUUUCAAUGAGCAGAAGGAAGUGAAUUAAAGGACCCCCUUGCUGAAA
Messenger RNA from Pezoporus occidentalis (night parrot), 2068 nucleotides. Its product is annotated as ATPase family AAA domain-containing protein 3. Gene Ontology annotation, cellular component: mitochondrion. The transcript is spliced from 16 exons. Bases 28 to 1839 code for a protein of 603 amino acids. The record is from RefSeq and is a predicted model, not a curated record. Gene Ontology annotation, biological process: mitochondrion organization. NCBI's taxonomy places the organism in Eukaryota, Metazoa, Chordata, Aves, Psittaciformes, Psittacidae. Gene Ontology annotation, molecular function: ATP binding; zinc ion binding; ATP hydrolysis activity.